Molecule: messenger RNA, 4766 nt
Organism: Amphiprion ocellaris (clown anemonefish)
Lineage: Eukaryota; Metazoa; Chordata; Actinopteri; Pomacentridae
Product: leucine-rich repeat neuronal protein 1-like
Exons: 2
Coding region: 1828-3975 (715 amino acids)
Molecular function (GO): protein binding
Source: RefSeq, a predicted model, not a curated record
GGUUCAAAGUGAUGAAGAUGAAGUCAUCUUUUUAAAAAAAAUGUUUUUAGGAACAACAAAGAUAAAAUGAAACAAUAAGUGCUGAGGAUCCUCGUGUUAGAACCGCAGGGAGUCUGUUUUGAUUGCGCGAAACUGAACAGAGAUCCCAAAAUAAAUACAUAUUUAUCAUGUUUAUCUGCAAUGUCCGCUCGUAAUUUUAUCAACAAAAUGCAUUUUAGCAGUAAUUUGCAAGGACACUGUGCCCUGCAGUCAAUCUACACAAGCUAUAUGAUUAUUAUGAAGCUUUGUCAAGUCUAGACUGUUGGUCAAUAUGAACUGACUGGAGGGAGGAAAACAAAGAAAAUAUGAAACCUGGGUUAAGUUGCACUGUUUUUGUUUCAUACAUGCUGUUCAUUUUUGCCUACGAAAUAUUACGACUGUGUGAAUACAUCUCCAUUACUGAACGUGCAGCCCUGCCAACAGCUCUGACAUCUCACUGUACCGGGACAUCGGGUUUAACUAACAAUGUAGUGUAACAUUUACACAAACUGCAGCAUCCCUCACCAGUGGAGCUGGAACAGCUGAGUAGUAGCAUCAAACCUAAUUGCAUGCCUAAGGGUCAGGAAAUUGGCCGAUGUCUGAAAUUAAGACAAAGAGGAGAAGACAGACAAUCCAGUGUUUCUCUCUCUCCUGAGUUGGAGAAAGCAGUCUGCAUUGUUAGGGUCACCUUUGUUGGUUCUGUUGUUUCAGCUGCUGCAUUACACAGCACCUGUUACUGAGAUCACUAAUGCAACACAAAGAGUUAAUAAUCAAUGAUGUUGAUAUGCAUUGAGACAACAGAAACAUUAUGUGCUACAUAACCUGUUUUCUAGCAGUUGCACAGCACACAACUUUGUGUGGUUGUCCAGUGAAUAAAAGGAAACAGUUGGAUCCAGAUGUCACCCAGUGAGCCAAUCAUAUGAGAGUUUAAGAGGUUGUGGCACCUUCCCCCAGUCCUGGCAAUCACAAUGAACGGUGACGUAUCGCCUCAGCUGGCAAUGAGGAGUGUGAGAAAAUUCCGAAACAAAGACACGUCUUGGUGUGUCUGUGUGUGUUUGGGUAGGAGCCUUUGUGCACCAUAGGACCAACUCGGCAGCAUGUGCUGGUGCUGGAGUUCCCACAGCAGUGGAGGGGAGAUGGGGGGUGAACAGCUUGACCCUCUCCCUUUGAGAGUGUGAUCUGAAGGGGAGACAUGGAAACACCAUGGGUCACUGAAAGGUUUUGUCAAGAUGUUGUGACUGAGUCAGCAGUUUUGUCUUUGUGUGUUUAUACCAACAAUGAAUAGGAAAGAAAAUUGUGAUAACACUUUGUCUGUGUGCGUUGUCUGUGUAGUGCUUUUAAAACAGUUAAUUGCACACUCAAAUAUGCGCAAAAAAGGAAAUUUUACUUUAACCAUGCAGAAUGAGAUCUCUGAAAAUUCAUUUGAAAAGCAUUAUUAACGGAAUGAUCUCUGUGGCUCUGUACCUGUAGGUCAGUUUCAACAGCGUGACUUAAUUUUCUCUGACCUCUGUAUUGUUUCCAAUAGGGAUUCCCCCAGAGAUGAGAGACUUUGGCACGUCGGUGUGAUUGAUCGAUGCUCCAAUGACAAUGUUUAAACCUGAAGGUGUGGUGCACAGGUGAAGCUUGGACCAGAUGUCUGUUGGGCCUGCUUUUUGCAAAUACUGUCCUCUGGGUUAGAAAUCCUCAUUCUGGACCUCCAGCAGCUAGCUAUCAGCAAAGGAGACUAAUGCUCAUGAACCAUCCCUUCGUAUCCCUUUCCUGAAAGCUGCCUCUCAUCUAAGCCUUUUGCGAGCAGAGAGAGCAGACAACAUGGCGCUCAGCUCUCAGCCGUGGCCUCCUUUAAUCUGGCUCUGCAUGGGAUUGCUUCUUUCCUUUCUGUCACCAGUUUAUGGCAAAGAAUGUCCUCGUUUGUGUGUUUGUGAGAUCCGCCCGUGGUUCACCCCGCAGUCGACCUACAAGGAGGCAACUACGGUGGACUGCAAUGACCUGAGGCUGACGCACAUCCCUACCAACCUGUCAGCAGACACCCAGGUGUUGCUGCUCCAAAGCAACGCCAUCUCUCGCACCAGUGGAGAGCUGGAGGCUCUGUUCAACUUGACAGAGCUGGAUCUAUCCCAGAACAACUUCAGCACUAUGGAAGCUGUUGGCCUCACAAACAUGAACCAUCUGACCACCCUGCACCUAGAAGAGAACCAGAUCAGUCACCUGCCAGACCACUGCCUGGGAAACCUCUCCAACCUGCAGGAGCUCUACAUCAACCACAACCAGAUAAGCUCCAUCUCCCCUCGAGCAUUUUCUGGCCUGCGCAGCCUGCUGCGCCUGCACCUUAACUCCAACAGGCUUCAUGUCAUAGACAGCUGCUGGUUUGAGGAAACACCAAACCUCGAGAUCCUCAUGAUCGGGGAGAACCCAGUUAUUGGUCUCCUUGACAUGAACUUUAGGCCUCUAGGAAGACUGCGGAGUCUGGUUCUGGCUGGGAUGGAUCUCACUGAUGUUCCAGGGAAUGCAUUUGUAGGUUUAGAUAAUCUGGAAAGCAUUUCUUUCUAUGACAACAAACUGGUCAGAAUCCCUCAACUGGCCCUUCAGAAAGUCCCCAAUCUAAAAUUCUUGGAUUUAAACAAAAAUCCAGUUCACAAAAUCCAGGAAGGAGAUUUCAGAAACAUGCUCCGUCUGAAGGAGUUGGGCAUCAAUAAUAUGAUGGAGUUGGUGUCUAUUGAUCGCUAUGCUCUGGACAACCUACCAGAAUUGACAAAACUGGAAGCGACCAAUAAUCCUAAACUGUCUUAUGUCCACAGGUUGGCAUUUAGGGACAUGCCCUCCCUAGAGAGCCUGAUGCUCAACAGUAAUGCUCUCACUGCUCUUUACCAGCACACUGUGCAGGUGUUGCCGAACCUGCGAGAGAUCAGUCUUCACAGCAACCCACUCCGCUGUGAUUGCGUUAUUCAGUGGAUGAGUUCCAACAGAACCACAGUGCGCUUCAUGGAGCCCUUGUCCAUGCUGUGCACCUCCCCACCAGAACUCAGAGGCCAACGGGUUCGAGAACUAAGGCUGCUCGACUCCCCAGAACAGUGUCUUCCCCUUAUAUCCCACGAUACCUUCCCCAGUCACCUGAACCUAGAGCUAGGCACAAGUGUCAGCCUGGACUGUCGGGCAGUAUCUGAACCAGAGCCUGAAAUCUACUGGGUAACUCCUCUGGGGACCAAAAUCACUUUAGAUACAGUGUCGGAGCGCUACCACUUGAGCAGUGAGGGGACUCUGCGGCUGUCUCAUGUGCAGGUGGAAGAUUCUGGUCAUUACACCUGUGUAGCCCAGAACACAGAAGGAGCUGACACACGAGUCGCCACUGUUCGUGUAAAUGGGACCCUGCUCGACAGUGCUCAGGUGAUGAAAAUCUAUGUCAAGCAGACUGAGUCCCACUCCAUCUUGGUCUCCUGGAAAGUCAACUCUAACGUCAUGACCUCCAACCUGAAGUGGGCCUCAGCCACCAUGAAGAUUGACAACCCUCACAUCACCUACACGGCUCGUGUCCCUGUAGAUGUUCACGAGUACAACCUCACACACCUUCAACCUGCAACUGAGUACGAGGUGUGCCUCACAGUCUCCAACAUCCACCUGCAGACGCACAAGUCUUGCGUUAACGUGACAACACGUAGUGCUACCUUUGCCCUGGACCUGUCAGACCAGCACCCGAGUGCGGCCGUGCUGGUUGUCAUGUCAACCAUGCUGGCCUUCCUCAGUCUGGCCACUGUGGGCAUCUACAUGGCUCGCAGAUGGAAGCGAAAAAACUACCACCACUCUUUGAAGAAAUACAUGCUGAAGACCUCUUCCAUCCCACUUAAUGAGCUCUACCCUCCACUCAUUAACCUUUGGGAGGCUGAUGGCGAAAAGGACAAAGAUGGCAGCACAGAGGGGAAACCCUCUCCUGUCGACACCACACGUAGUUAUUACAUGUGGUGAGGAUUUACUAAGGAGGCCUGACUGCCUCUCCAGCAGCACAAAAAGACACACUUUUGCCAUUUUGGUGCAAAAGUCGAAUAAAGUUGCAAAUGUUUCUUUUGUAUUCUCAGCUUUGCUAAUAAGAGGCAGAGUGAUCAAGUGCAGGAUUUUUAUUAGUAUAGCGUAUCGCCUUUGUUUGACUCUUUCUAUCUCUUAAUUGUUCUGGACUCUCCAAGAUGGCAGCUGUAUUUAGCCUCCAGGUUGUCUUAGUUGCUCUGCUCUGUUUCUGUGGUGCAUUUUUGACUCACGUUCUUUUGGGUUAAUUAUACAGCAGCAGGGACAGAUGGUCUUCUUGCAGCAUUAGUACAAAUCAAUGUUUCUUUUUCUGUUUUGUAAAACAGUUAAUCUGUUGUGCACUGAUAGAUGAAGUUUGUAUGAACUUCAGUUAAAAGCUGACAGCAGGAUUUAGACUCGUUAAACCGUCUACUGAAUGUUAGCAAUUGUGCAGUAAUGUUGUAUCAACUAUACCUUUGAAAAUUCUGAUUUACACUGCAAGAGAAUAGCCUUUUAGUUUGCUGAUAAAUGUGAUGUUAAAUGCUAGAAAUACAAAUGUUUGUUAAAACCUUUCAUUUUUUGUAUUAUGAUCAUUAUGAUUAAGGUGCACUAGAAACUUUUUGACUCUUUCCUCAUUUACUCAUUUUUUGGCUAGAGUUUUAGAGGUUUUUUUUUGCUAAUUGCUUAGUUUAUCAUUUUCUCAUGCAAUAUGUAUACUGAUAAAGUCAAAAUAAAUAAAAUUUUGGUUCUUUUGCAGA